Molecule: messenger RNA, 426 nt
Organism: Andrographis paniculata
Lineage: Eukaryota; Viridiplantae; Streptophyta; Magnoliopsida; Lamiales; Acanthaceae
Product: S-protein homolog 19-like
Exons: 1
Coding region: 1-426 (141 amino acids)
Source: RefSeq, a predicted model, not a curated record
AUGGCUAAUUGCAAAGAAAUUGUUUCUGUUAUACUAACUAUUUUCUUGAUCGAAGAUAUCAUCUUGACAUGUGAAGCUUCGCUAGUGACGAUUGAAAUAAGGAACAAUAUGGGUGACAAAAGUGAUGUUAGUAUUCAUUGCUACGGAAAUGGUCGCGAUUACGGCAGCCAGUUACUUACUGCAUCUGCCCCAUUAUAUGGUUGGAAUUUCGACUCGAAAUUGUUCAAGUCUCCCAAGUAUUACUGCGAUUUUAAGACAAAACACGGAUCCGGGAAUUAUGCAGUGUAUGAUUUCAAAAUGAAUUUUAGAUGUCACGACGCAUGCAAGUGGAUAGCACAAGAGAAUGGACUUUGCCUUCAAGAGAAUGUAGUUAAGCAUAGUUCAUGGUGCCAGAAUUGGAAAAAUCCGGCCUUUAUUGUAGCAUGA